This is a messenger RNA of Anoplophora glabripennis (Asian longhorned beetle), 726 nucleotides long. RefSeq lists its product as uncharacterized. The transcript is spliced from 3 exons. The record is from RefSeq and is a predicted model, not a curated record. Lineage: Eukaryota; Metazoa; Arthropoda; Insecta; Coleoptera; Cerambycidae. The coding region runs from base 1 to 726 and encodes 241 amino acids.
AUGAAUAAGUUGAUUAAGCUUGCUCAAUAUGAAAGCUUUUCAGAAGAGAUUAAAUUGUUAAGCUUUGGCAAACCUCUGAAAUCAAAGAGUAAUUUAUUAAGAUUAUCACCUUUCAUGGACCCAGUUGAUGGUUUACUAAGAAUAGAAGGAAUUUUGAAUUCCAGACCGUUGUAUCCGAUGUCUCCUGAUCCUAAUGAUUUCCAAUCCUUAACGCCGUCUCACUUUUUAAUUGGCAAAUCGUUAAUAACGAUUCCGGAUUCAAAUGUGAUGGAUUUACAAAUUGGAAGGCUGUCCAGAUAUCAACUACUUCAACAAAUUAAUCAACAGUUUUGGAAGAGGUGGUCAAGGGAUUAUCUGUCUCAGCUGCAACAAAAAUCCAAGUGGUCUCAACAGUCCAGUUCCUUAGCAGUUGGUGAUCUUGUUUUAGUCAAACAAGAUAAUCUUCCUCCAUAUCAGUGGUUACUUGCCAGAGUCGUUCAACUUCAUCCAGGAGAAGACAAUGUAGUGAGAGUUGCAACAGUUAAGACUAAAAAUGGAAUACUUAAACGAGCAGUAUCCAGAACCUUCGACGAAAUCGAGGAAGAAGGUGAUGAAGUCGAAGAAGAGAACCCUAUCGCGGAUAACUUGGAAGAACUUCAUAUCCAUGAGGUUUUGUUCAGUUUUGAAGACGAAGAACUCGCAAAACCUGGUCCAUCAGGGAUAGCGAAGCGAAGGAGAAUGCACUAA